Molecule: messenger RNA, 1301 nt
Organism: Pyrus x bretschneideri (Chinese white pear)
Lineage: Eukaryota; Viridiplantae; Streptophyta; Magnoliopsida; Rosales; Rosaceae
Product: phosphoglycerate mutase-like protein 1
Exons: 11
Coding region: 206-1063 (285 amino acids)
Cellular component (GO): cytoplasm
Molecular function (GO): phosphatase activity
Source: RefSeq, a predicted model, not a curated record
AGAGAGAUGAAACCGUGUCCAAAAGUUAAAGAAAAAAUUGGGAGGUACAGACAGACUGUCGGUCUCUCAAGUGGAGACUGGAAAGCAGGAUUCUGAAUCCCACUCUUACAGAUAUCACCAUCACUGCUCCUCCUCUUUAACAUUCCUAUCACCAUCCUUCUGCCGUUUGCUUAUCUUCACUGUCUGUCCCUGCCCUGCUGCAUAUAUGGAGAAUGGUUCAGGUCCAAGUUUGUUUCCGCUGCACCGAAGCAAAACCCUUCACCUGGUGAGGCAUGGACAAGGAAUCCACAAUGUAGAGGGAGCUAAGAACUACAAAGCAUACAUGAAACCUGAAUAUUUUGAUGCACAACUUACUCCACUAGGCUGGCAGCAGGUUGAUAAUUUGCGUAAGCAUGUUCAUGAAUGUGGGCUUUCCAAGAGGAUUGAGUUGGUCAUCACAUCUCCUUUGCUAAGGACUCUGCAAACGGCUGUUGGAGUAUUUGGAGGCGAGGGUUACAAGGAUGGAAUGGACGUACUGCCUCUAAUGGUGGAAAAUGCAGGAAAUAGUGAACGCCCUGCAAUUUCAAGUCUCAACUGCCCGCCAAUCAUUGCAGUAGAGCUUUGUCGAGAACAUUUGGGCGUUCAUCCAUGUGAUAGCAGGAGGAAUAUCAGCGACUAUCAGUUUCUAUUUCCUGCUGUUAAUUUUUCUCUGAUAGAAACUGAUGAGGAUAUAUUGUGGGAGGCCGACGUGAGGGAGACGACAGAGGAAGUUGCAGCUAGGGGAAUGAAAUUCAUGAACUGGUUGUGGACAAGGAAAGAGAAAGAAAUAGCGAUUGUUACUCAUAACGGGUUCCUGUUUCACACGCUAAAUGCACUAGGAAAUGAUUGUCAUCCUUCGAUGAAAAAAGAAGUGUCCACACACUUUGCAAAUUGCGAACUUCGCUCCAUGAUCAUUGUUGACAGAAGUAUGACAGGGUCAGAUUUAUCAACAACUGAUUAUCCAGGAAAGAUUCCUCCGGGGCUGGAUCUCCCUAGUGAUGUUGCUGAUGAAAAGAAGUGUGAGAAAGAAAAGGUCCGAACUUAGCGUAAAUAGCAAUAGAGAAAGGAAGCUGCCAGAAGUUGUGAACAAGCACAGGGUUGCGUUUUAUGAGACCUGUAUGGUUGAUGCUGGGAAAUGGUUAUUUCAAGUACAAACAGCAGUGUCCUGUAAUCGGUAUCAGCGUAUUCGUCUUUGAACUAUCUCAGCAUUUGCUCAUUUUAUAGACAAAAUUGUUCUACGCUUCUGUAGUAUGAUUGCCAAACCAAAUUCUCUCUCUUUUCAC